Molecule: messenger RNA, 1477 nt
Organism: Drosophila virilis
Lineage: Eukaryota; Metazoa; Arthropoda; Insecta; Diptera; Drosophilidae
Gene: fsd
Product: transmembrane protein fates-shifted
Biological process (GO): regulation of protein stability
Cellular component (GO): SCF ubiquitin ligase complex
Molecular function (GO): protein binding
Source: RefSeq, a predicted model, not a curated record
UUAUCAAUAAAUAAAUGAAUUAAAGUGGGAACAUCCCUAAUGCAAUAAACUCAAAUGCAAACAAAAAAUUUAAGUAAUGACUUUUGAUGAUGAAAAUGACGAAUAUAUACACCAGAAAUUGUAUCGCAGCCGUGGCAAAUGUGCAAUCUACGCACGUCAAUCAGAAGUUUACGUCGAGGUGAAGCAGAAAUCCAAUGUUUAUGCUAGAACACCAGUUGCCGCAAUGGCUGGGAACGCCAACAACAACAACAGCACACUUGAUAUUGGACACGAUGUUUGGUUUCACAUAGCCAUGCAUCUAGAUCCGGAGGAUGUGCAGACCUUCGCCUUGGUGUGCAAACAGACCGCCAAGCUGGUUAACUCGAGAGCCUUCUGGCGCAACAUGUACAAACGCCACUGUCUGGCUGGUGCUUCCAGGAGUUGGAACCUGGAGCUGCCCGCCCAGCUGCAGUUGGAGCAAAUACGCAACUGUGAUACGAAAGCGCUGCGCUCGCACGUCAUCGAAGCGCUAUUCCACUGUUAUCGUCCACUUAAGAUGCGCCUGGAGCUGGGCUACAGCCUGGACUGGCUGCUGAACCGCACCUUUAUGUCCUGCUCGCAGAAGCAGUAUCAAUGCUUGUGGAUCAUGUGCUAUACACUUUGGAAUCAGCAGGCGACAGCCUCUAGGCAAUUGGAUGAAGUUGGGCACUUGGCGCAGGCGGACAACGACGUGGUUAACGAUUGGGAAGCGCUGGCCGAGGGCGAUGAGUCAACAGCACAGAUCGUACACAGCUCCGGCAAUCGACAUGAAGGUGUUGUUCUAUUGAUUGUGGUUUGCCGGCAAUUUAUACCGCUGCCGCUGCAGUUGCUCUACAACCAGCAACAGUCGCGCUUUCGCCUGAUGGCAACCCGGGAGCUGCUCUGCAGCAAUAUGCGCGCCAAGAACUUGGAGCUGGAUUUUGUCGAGGACAACUGCAAUAGCAACAGCCCGAGUGUGACCGUCAAAUAUGCACGCAUUGAAAAGUAUAAAGUGCUGCCCUGGUGGCAUCCAGAUUUCAAAAGGUUUCUCAAAUAAAAUUGAUAUGCGUCCAACAAAAAAAAACCAGAUAUAUCAGUAGGUCACGAAAUAUAUAAGGAAUGGAAUUAAAGGUCAGCUAUACUUUCUAAGCAACCCAGCCGACAUCUAUGCUGACUUUCACUAUUAUCAGAAUCAUGUGAUUGGAUGUGAACCCGAGUGGGACAUUAAACGGACCUUAUCUCAAGUGUCGCACAUAUACGACAAUUGUGCGCAUAUAGACAUGCCGGAUGACAGAUGUUGUACAUUGUUUGGAAGCUACCUACAUAUUGCAGAUAAACAACUUUGAUCGUACAUUUUUUUUAUCACUUCACAUCGAUGCACUGAUAGAAAACAGAAGCAAUAAGUACAUGUUGAUACGUAAUUUUAUAAAAGCGAUUGUUUUCUCGUUAUGAUAAAGGAUUAAAACUGGAAGAUAAUUGA